UGUGAGACCUGAUUUGCUAGUGUGAAGGUUGUUUGAACCAAAUUGCAACAAUUUCUUCUUUUAAAUUUUAUACUUUAUUUAAACUUUUUUGUUUAGUGUUUUUGGGAUUACGUUCCAUUCUUCAGACUAAUCUGCAGCCUGAAAGAGACCUGAGUGACUAAAGCAGUGUGCUUGGGUACUACUGGGACCAUGAGGACACCCUGGUUUUUAGUGCUGGUGUUUCUGAGCUUACAAGCCCUCGCCUGGGCCAAGAAGGGUCUGGAGUUCCCCCGCUAUGAUGGCAAGGACCGAGUGCUGGACAUCGACAGCAAGAACUACCGUAAAGCGCUCAAGAGUUAUCAAAUGCUCUGUCUGUUCUACCAUGCACCGCCACCGGCCAGCAAAGAGCUGCAGAAACAGUUUCAAAUGACUGAACUUGUACUAGAGGUGGCAGCUCAGGUUUUACAGGAGAAGAACAUUGGGUUUGGAAUGGUUGACUCUGACAAGGAUGCCAAGGUUGCUAAGAAACUAGGUCUACAAGAAGAGGGAAGUGUGUAUGUUUUUAAGGAUGACCGAGUGAUUGAAUAUGAUGGAAUGCUUUCUGCAGACGUUCUUGUAGAAUUCCUGCUGGAUCUGUUGGAGGAUCCAGUUGAGAUCAUUGAUAAUGCUCUAGAGCUGCAGGCUUUCGACCGUAUGGAGGAGGACAUUAGACUCAUCGGCUACUUUAAGAGUCCGGAGUCUGAGCAUUUUUUGGAUUUUCAUGAGGCAGCUGAGCAGUUCCAUCCUUUUAUCAAAUUUUUCGCCACAUUUGAUAAAACAGUUGCUAAAGAACUGACUCUGAAAAUGAAUGAAGUAGACUUUUAUGAACCAUUCAUGGAGGAACCAGUCACUAUUCCAGACAAACCCAAUACUGAAGAAGAACUUGUGGCUUUUAUCACAGAGCACCGGAGACCAACUCUGAAAAAAAUGAGGGCCGAGGACAUGUUUGAAACUUGGGAAGAUGACAUGAAUGGCAUUCACAUUGUUGCCUUUGCAGAACAGGAGGACCCAGACGGUUUUGAGUUUGUAGAGAUUCUUAAAGAUGUUGCCAGGGAGAACACUGAGAACCCAAACCUAAGUAUUUUGUGGAUUGAUCCUGAUGACUUCCCUCUGCUGAUUCCCUACUGGGAGAAGACCUUUAAGGUUGACCUCUUCAGACCACAGAUUGGAAUAAUCAAUGUCACAGAUGCUGACAGUGUGUGGAUGGUAAUGGACGAUGAUGAGGAAUUGCCCUCUGCUGAGGAGCUUGAGAGCUGGAUAGAGGAUGUGCUUUCUGGAAAGGUUAACACUGAAGAUGAUGAUGAUGACGAUGAUGAUGAUGAUGAUGACGACGAUGAUGAUGACGAUGAUGACGAUGAUGAUGACGACGACGAUGAUGACGAUGAUGAUGAUGACGACGAUGAUGAUGACGAUGAUGAUGAAUGAACUAUAAACUCUGAGAAUUCUGUGGAAACCAAAACUUGACAAGCUUUUAUUAGAUUGCUCAGGGCAGCUACAACAUUAACAGUGAAAUAAUGUAGCACAUUUUUGUGCAUCACCUUUACUAAUGGCGUAUUAUCACCAUUAUCUUAAAGGGCUUGUUGUUAAACUACUGAUACAUUUUAUUAUAUAUUUGUAAUAUAUAAUGACAAUUAUUUUGGUUAUACAGUAGAUUCUGAAAGUAUUCAGGCUCCUUGACUUUUGUUGUGUUGUAGAUUGAUUUUGAUUGAAUAUAAUUGCUUAAUAUAAAUCCUUUUUACCCAUCAUCACCAGAUAAUCUUUUCUUUAUGUUGCUUUAUGCUGCUUAGCAAACUCCAAAACGGCUGCCUUUUACUCAGUAGUAGUCACUGUUGCCAAUCUAUCAUAAAGGCUUGAUUUAUUAAAUACUGCAGAGAUUCCAACAAAGUGACCACUGGGUUCUUCCUUAGCUCUCUGAUCAAGGCCUUCUUUGCCUGAAUAUCCAAUUUGGCCAGACAGACAGUUUGAAGAAGGUUUUAGAUUGUGCCAUUUGGAGUGGGUCUGGAUACUUGUGAAUAAAAGGUUUCAGAUGAUUAUUUAUUCAUUUUUGGGGGAAAAAAAACAUUUUUCAUUAUUACUUUAUUAUUAUGGAUGAUUAAGUCUGAAUACUUUCUGAAUCCACUGUACAUGCACUUGCAAACAUUUUACAUUUCAAUAACAAUCUUCUCACUGUCUAAAAACUGUAACAAAUAUUUCAAAUAAAC
Trichomycterus rosablanca is the source of this 2219-nucleotide messenger RNA. RefSeq names its product calsequestrin 2 (gene casq2). Gene Ontology annotation, biological process: regulation of cardiac muscle contraction by regulation of the release of sequestered calcium ion. Bases 190 to 1443 code for a protein of 417 amino acids. The record is from RefSeq and is a predicted model, not a curated record. NCBI's taxonomy places the organism in Eukaryota, Metazoa, Chordata, Actinopteri, Siluriformes, Trichomycteridae. Gene Ontology annotation, cellular component: Z disc; sarcoplasmic reticulum lumen. Gene Ontology annotation, molecular function: calcium ion binding. The transcript is spliced from 11 exons.